Molecule: messenger RNA, 1575 nt
Organism: Stylophora pistillata
Lineage: Eukaryota; Metazoa; Cnidaria; Anthozoa; Scleractinia; Pocilloporidae
Product: 52 kDa repressor of the inhibitor of the protein kinase-like
Molecular function (GO): protein dimerization activity
Source: RefSeq, a predicted model, not a curated record
AUGAUUGCAACUGUGGGUGCUAUCAUUGUGAAUAAUUUGUCACAGGAAAUUAGGGAUAGCAAAUAUUUCAGUAUUAUGUCUGACGAAGCAGCUGACAUAUCAAAUAAAGAAAAUCUUUCUGUGGUGAUCAGAUUUCUUGAUUCGACCAAAACAGUCAGAGAAGAAUUUGUGGGAUUCUACCUUUGUGAGGAUGGAACAACAGGAGCAGCUAUCAAAGAUUUGAUAAUUAGUGCUGUAACUGAUUUAGGACUAUCUAUGAAUGACUGUCGUGGCCAAUGCUAUGAUGGUGCUGGCAAUAUGUCUGGGCGCUUGAAUGGAGCUUCAUCACUUAUUAGGGCUCAACAUGACAAGGCUAUAUAUGUUCACUGUAUGAACCAUAGGCUUAACUUGUGUGUUGCUGACACAUGCCAAUUACCACUUGUUAGAAACAUGAUGGAUGUUGUAAGAAAAAUCUCUGAAUUUUUUGACAAUUCCCCCAAGCGACAGCAGCAUUUGAUCAGCAAGAUUGGAGCACUGAUUCCUGCUGCCAACCACUUUGUUUUGGUAAAUGUGUGUAAAACAAGGUGGAUCGAGCGCAUUGAUGGUAUGGACCGAAUCGUGGAGCUUCUUCAUCCAGUUGUGGCUACCCUUGAAGACAUUUCCAUGAACAGAAAUGCUCCUGGGUGUGGGAACUGGAAUCAUAACAGCAGAAAUGAUGCGCAAGCCCUAAUUAAUGCAAUCACAUUUCCCUUUAUUGUUACCCUUGUUAUUGUGAGACACAUUUUAGACUUAACCAGACCACUCACUGUUAGGCUGCAAAAGAAAGCAAUGGAUCUUCUUAAAGCAAAAGAGGAAAUUGUUCUGUUGAAGUCAGUCCUAAGGGACAUGCAAACUGACAUUGAUACUAGACACCAUGCUCUCUAUGAAGAAGCUGUUACUCUAGCAAGACUUGUUUCAGUGCAGCCAAGCAUGCCCAGGAUAAAUCAAAGGCAAGUUCAUAGAAACAAUGCGCCAGCCCCAACCCCAGAAUACUAUUACAGGAUCAAUCUGACAACAGACUUCCUUAACCAUGCUCUCAUGCAACUGAACAGCAGAUUUGAAGAUGAUGUUUUUGUGUGCUAUAAAGGAUUUUCAGUGAUUCCUUCUAUUUUGUUGGCUACUGACCCCAUUUGGAAGGAUAAUGUUAGAGAAUUUUGUAACCAUUACAGACAAGAUCUUCCUAAUUAUGCAGGUUUAGCAGCAGAGCUUAUGUUGUGGGAAAGAAUGUGGAAGAGCAAAAAUGAUAGAAGAGAAGAGAUCCCUGACAGUAUAGCUACCACCCUAGAACAAAUUGACAAGGGUGCUUAUGUGAAUGUGUAUACAAUACUUCAAAUCCUGAUAACCAUUCCUAUUUCAUCUGCAUCUUGUGAAAGAUCCAUCUCAACCCUCCGAAAUCUGAAGACCUAUUUGAGAAAUGCAAUGGUCCAGGAUAGACUGAAUGGCUUGGCAUUGAUGUAUACCCACAGAGAAAUGAAAUUAGACCUUGAACAAAUUAUAGAUUUAUUUGCUAAUUUACAUCCUAGACGAAUGAGAAUGGAAAAUAUUUUAAAUGAAUAA